Porites evermanni is the source of this 3285-nucleotide messenger RNA. The record is from the annotation of a GenBank genome assembly. Lineage: Eukaryota; Metazoa; Cnidaria; Anthozoa; Scleractinia; Poritidae.
AUGGAGUCAUGGUUUUGGAUCCUUGGCUGGUUUCUUUCAAUUCUGACGAUAACUGGAAAUGGAUUCAUUAUCUUCCUUGUGUGCAAAAAACGACAACUCCGCACCAAAACCAACGCUUUUGUCGUGUCACUUGCAGUGGCAGACUUCUGUGUUGGGAUAAGUGCGUUUCCUUUGCUGUUUUUGUACGAGAUGACAAGAGGUCGCAACUUUUCGCCAGCAUUAUAUAAAGGAGUUUUAAUCUCACGCUGGUUUUUUCAAGAUGCCUCUGUAGUGUGCCUGUGCAGUUAAGUACUGGAGCGCUAUAUUGCCAUCGUGAAGCCUUUUAAAUACGUGACCUCAAUGCAUGGUCAUCGCGUUGUCCAAAUGAUAUUUUUUCCUUGGGCUGUAACUGUUAUUUUUAUUUUACUUGAGUCUUUACUCUGGAUUGGUUUAAAGUCAUCCUUUAUAUUGAAAAUUUUUAUUUGGCUUGUUAUUACUUUCUUCGAGUUUCUACCAUGCUGUUUGGUCAUUUUCUGCUUAUUUUGUAUGUUACGCGUUGUGUAUAAACAUAAACGUGCAGUCAGUAUUUUGACUCGACAGUUACGUUUGAACCAUUGUGUUUCAUAUAGACCUUACGAGAACUCUGCUGUUGUAAUGGUGACAGUUGUAUCAGGGAUCUUUCUCGUUUGCUAUGGUCUUUACUUGCGCUGUGGUUUUAUGAUUGUUUUUAACAUAGUUCCAAACUGUUCUCAUUUCAAAUCCUAUCAAAUGCCUAUGUUGGUUUUUAACUCCGCUUUCAACCCUUUGGCUUAUGCUUUUUUUAAACGGGACAUAAAGAAGGAGAUUAAAAGGUUGUUGUACGCAUGGACUUUGAAAAAACAGCGUUCAAAAAAUAUUCGUCAUUGUUAUGGUUACGACGUGAAACGCAUCCCUGUAACGCGCAGUGCUUUGGGAGAAAGACGCAAAGUAAUAGGUAGUGAACUUUAAAAAAGAAAACUUGAAUUUAGCAAAUCAGAUAAGGGGAAAUCCAAGAGAUAUUAAUAAAAGAUAAACGUUUGCCUUGCAUGAUAACUGACGGACAAAUUCUAGUGAAUAAAAAUUUUCAGUGCGAGAAGCUUUAUUUACGAUGCACACAGAGUAAUUGAUAUCUAAAAACCUUAAUGGCUAUUUAUGGACUGACAGGUCAUUAAAUUGACGCAACGUGCUUUUAAAUGUCGAAUUUUAUAAAUGGUUUUAACUCUUGUUAAAACCUCUAAAUUAUUAAAAAGGCUGACAUGAAAGGACAUUACCAAAAGUAAAUGUGAAAAUGAUACCUUUUAAUAUCGACUGCUGACUUUAUUGGUCGGGGAGGGGAGCGAGGGAGAGGAAGCAGGGGGUGGUCUGAAAGUAUUUAAAAUUGUCCAAAUUAGAAAGAAACGACAGUAAUGAAACUCUUGCAAUAGAUCGCGCCAAAUAUUAUAAAUAUGGCGCGCAAUUUUAUUACCCUUUAAAGAAAGAGGUAUGAGGCUAGCACCUAAUUUAACCUUUAUGCCUCACCUAGCCUUAGGAUUUCCUUAAAGCAUAAAGUCGAGCGAAAGUGGAUAAGAUCAAAGCAUUUUCCCUUAGGUGAUCAUUUUAUUUAUUGUCAUAANUAGUCAGUCGCUCACUCGUAGUAGACGGACAUCGGGUCGAGGCUAGUCCGAAUUCUAGAGUGCGAAGAUCUAUCGUUUCCGAAGAAGCACUAGUCUGCUACACAGCCGUUUUUAGAGUCGUCACGCAAUGCUCCUCCCCACUAACGGCUGCUGAAAACCGAACUACAUUCCUUUCCAUUUGCGUUUGUAGUCUAACGAACAAGCCAAUCAUGUGGUGAUAUAAGGGUGAAAAUAUUAAUUCUAGCUCCGUUAUUUUCAUUCUAAGUGCUUGCUUGGAGUUGUCUCAAGUUAAGUGAUUUGUCUGGAAAUAAUAACAAAAACUUUUAAGUAUCUUGGGCAUAUACUGUAGUAGAUGUCAUAUUUCGACGUUAUGUCUGAGAUAUUUCCGAGAGUCAACACAUGAUGUGUUUCAUAUGUAUUCACUUGAGGUCAGUGCACAGGCCGUAAUUAUGUGUGCAAAGAGAUUUAAAGUUUUUCGUGUUUGUUUUGUUUUGUUUUUUUUUCUCACCCCUUUUGCAUUUUCAACACUAAAAGAUAUAACAAUAGAAAUUAUAUUUCUCGAACUAAGAAGAGUUUUUUUUUUUUACUAGCUAUAACUUGGGUGCAAUAGGUAUUAUAAAUUUAAUGAAGUAGAGCCAAGGCACAAGAGUCAAUCAAGCCCCUUCUGCUUUUGACAAUGCUAAUUUUUUGGCAUCUUUUUGACCGAGUAUGUGCCAUAAUUUACAUCCUGCCCCCAUGUUAAUUACUCAUGAGCAGAUGGUUCUACAUUUCUGUGCUCCUAUAACUGAGACGAAGAUAAUUUUUACAUACACUAAGACGGAAGCGUGGUUUUGGGUUCUUGGCUGGUUCCUGUCCAUUCUUACGAUUAUUGGAAAUGGACUUUAUUAUCUUCCUUGUGUACAACAAAACCGCACAAAAACCAACGCGUUUGUGCAUGGUGUCACUUGGAGUGGCAGACCUCUGUGUUGGGAUAAGUGUGUUUCCUUUGCUGUUUUUGUACGAGAUAACAAGAGAUCGCAGCUAUUCAUGAAGUUUACAGAAAGGGAUGUUGAUCGUACGCUGGCUUUUUCAAGACGUCUCUGUGGUGAACCUUUGUAGUUUAGUAUUGGAGCGCUAUAUUGCCAUCGUAAUACCCUACAAAUAUGUGACUUUUAUGGCCCGUCGUCGAGUUGUCCAAAUGAUUUUCGUCUCCUGGACAAUAACUGUUAUUUGUAUUUUUCUUGAAUCGUCAGUUUGGAUCGGGAUGGUUUAAAUUCAUCUUCUGGUUUGGAAAUUUUUUUUUUGGUUUGUUGUCAUUUUCUUUAAGAUUAUCCCAUGUUGUAUGGUUAUUUUUUCCUUAGUUUCCACGCUCCGUAUUGUACUCAAACAAAACCGAGCAGUCACUAUUUUAACCCGACAGUUACGUUUCAACCACUGUGUUUCACACUAACCUAACGAGAAGUCCGCAGUUGUAAUAAUGCUAGUUGUUUCUGGCUUCUUUAUCGUGUGCAAUGUUCUUUACUUGCGUUGUGUGUUUUUGAAAAUUUUUAACUUUAUUCAUAACUGUUUUAAUUUCAGGUAUAAAAUACCAGUUUUAGUUCUUAACUCGGCUGUUAAUCCUUUUGCUUACGCUGUUUUUGAAAGGGACUUGAAGAAUGAAUUUAAAAGACUGAUUUGCACAGUGACUUCGACAAAA